AUUUAAUGUAUUGUACUGUCACAAAUAAUAUAGGAAAAAAAAGUUUGUUUGUAUUUGAUGUAUGUCACGUAAAUGGUGUCCAGAGGCGUGUCCACGGGGUCUCUAUGCGGAAUUGCAGGGGCAAGGUCAAUAGUUUUCGGGCAGAGUUAAUAGGAGGAGGCCAAGUUACUUACUUGGCACAACAGGGGUGUUCGGGAGAAGACCGACAGGUGAAGCGCUUGUUUAUUGACGAGCAAAUGCCUUGUUUUGUAUGAACAAAUGGCCAUGAGGUGAAGUUUGACUUUCAGGAAAAAGUCAAACCUUCCUAAAAUGGACUGCGAGAGGACGAGGGCUGCUCGCUCGACGCCACCUCGCCACGAGAAAAGUUUGGGGCUCCUUACAAUGAAGUUUGUCGCUCUGCUCAAAGAGACCCGCGAUGGCGUCUUCGAUUUAAGAAAGGCCGCUGACAUCUUAGCAGUGAAGCAGAAAAGGCGCGUAUACGACAUCACCAACGUGCUGGAAGGCGUGGGCUUGAUUGAGAAGAUAACCCAAAAUAUCAUCCAGUGGAGGGGUGAGAACAGGGGAAGUCAGAACCAGGAGGAUCUCGAGCAGGUUAGGCUUCUCCAAGCCCAAAUCUCUGAGCUGGAUGCCCAAGAGAAAGAGCUGGACAAGCAGAAGACGUGGCUGCAGGAGAACAAUGUACGCCUAAACCGCAGCCCUGACACAAACAACUAUUAUUUUGUGACGCAUGAGGACAUCUGCAAUUCCUUCAGGGGCGACACUAUUCUCCUCAUCAUGGCUCCGUCUGGGACGCAGCUGGAGGUGACUCUGCUCGAGAAGACUGGUCGUGAGAAUUACCAGGUGAGCCUGCGCAGCGAGGUAGCUCCAAUCAAGGUCACGCUCAUUAACCGGGACUCAGACUGCAGCACGCCCGUUGUCUUCUCCUUGCCCCCCGACGACAUGACCACCCCCAUGCUCACGCCGCCGCUGUGCACGCUCUCUGCCAGCCCACACUGUCCUCCCUUCUCCACGGUCGCCCCCACCUUUUGUUCGAGCACCACCGCCUCCUCAUUCUGCAGCCGGGAUUCGCUCAGCUCACACCAGCAGGUGGCGCUGCUUGAACACGAUGGCAUUCCGAGGCUAACGUCCACUCAUGCACUCAUGGGGUGUCUCGAUCAGGCGGUGACCGCUUUGGAGAUGGACCUGUCUGGACCAGAGUUCCACUCUGUUCUGGAUGUGAGCAGCUUGUUGAGGCACAAUGGCAUCGCGGAACACAUGAAGGAAGACAGAGAUGAAGAUGUUGACUUAAUUGAUGAACUGAUCUCUACUGAUGGCAUGGACUACAGUUUCACGUUGGAUGACACCGGCGGUGUGUCUGACCUGUUUGAUAUGCAGGUCCUCAACUACUAACGGAUGAAACUCAAGGAGGUCUGGUCUUCUCUAUACAUCCUUUGACUCGUUUUGAACUUUUGGGAAGUUAUUUAUGACGUUAGUGUCCCUCCAUUAACUCGUUGACGGUUUACAGAGUAAAAAUGCCUGCGAUAUUCUGAACAAAAUUUUGAAUAUUUUCAGCAAUCCAAAAAAUGGCGCUAGUCUGAAUGUGUUUGUUUUGUUGAAAUUGUUGGAAUCCUAAAUUAUUGCGACAUUGUCGUUUCAGGCCUCUGUGUUUUAGUUUCUUUAUGUAUUUG
Messenger RNA from Syngnathus acus (greater pipefish), 1667 nucleotides. Its product is annotated as transcription factor E2F5-like. The transcript is spliced from 8 exons. NCBI's taxonomy places the organism in Eukaryota, Metazoa, Chordata, Actinopteri, Syngnathiformes, Syngnathidae. The record is from RefSeq and is a predicted model, not a curated record. The coding region runs from base 310 to 1389 and encodes 359 amino acids. Gene Ontology annotation, cellular component: RNA polymerase II transcription regulator complex. Gene Ontology annotation, biological process: regulation of transcription by RNA polymerase II. Gene Ontology annotation, molecular function: DNA-binding transcription factor activity, RNA polymerase II-specific; protein dimerization activity; RNA polymerase II cis-regulatory region sequence-specific DNA binding.